This is a messenger RNA of Pollicipes pollicipes, 566 nucleotides long. RefSeq names its product 3-methyl-2-oxobutanoate dehydrogenase [lipoamide] kinase, mitochondrial. Gene Ontology annotation, biological process: protein phosphorylation; regulation of glucose metabolic process. Gene Ontology annotation, cellular component: mitochondrion. The record is from RefSeq and is a predicted model, not a curated record. Gene Ontology annotation, molecular function: pyruvate dehydrogenase (acetyl-transferring) kinase activity. Lineage: Eukaryota; Metazoa; Arthropoda; Thecostraca; Pollicipedomorpha; Pollicipedidae.
GUGGUGGCCGGGGUCGCGACAGAUCUGGAUUUUAUCUGUUCGUGAUGGCGUCGGUAGGCGUGCGGACGGCUCGCGGCCGCUGGCCGGCGGCCGCCGGCGUGCGGCGUCUCUCGGAUGGCGCCGGGCCGCACCGUUCGCAGCCGCGGGAGGAGCGCGCCCGUGUCCACCACAUGACCAGCUACUACAAUCAGUCGGCGAUCGACGCGGCCGCUGCCAAGCCUUCGGUGCGCCUGACCCCGGCCACCAUCAUGUACACGGGCAAGAGCACUGACGAGGCGCACCUGAUGCGCAGCGCCACCUACCUGAGGAAGGAGCUGCCGGUGCGGAUCGCUCACCGCAUCCUGGGCUUCCGCGCCCUGCCCUUCAUCAUCGGCUGCAACCCCAGCAUCCUGCAAGUGCACGACAUGUACAUCAGCUCGUUCCACCUGCUGAACGAGUUCCCGCCGAUCCGGUCUAGCGCGGACGAGCUGCGCUACUCGCACCUGCUGCGCCAGCUGCUGGAGCAGCACAAGAACGUGGUGUCGCAGCUGGCGGAGGGGUUCCGCGCGUGCCGCAAACAUAUAAAG